Messenger RNA from Plectropomus leopardus (leopard coralgrouper), 938 nucleotides. It is a transcript of the gene ndufv2, whose product is annotated as NADH:ubiquinone oxidoreductase core subunit V2. The record is from RefSeq and is a predicted model, not a curated record. Lineage: Eukaryota; Metazoa; Chordata; Actinopteri; Perciformes; Serranidae. Gene Ontology annotation, biological process: mitochondrial electron transport, NADH to ubiquinone. Gene Ontology annotation, cellular component: respiratory chain complex I. Gene Ontology annotation, molecular function: NADH dehydrogenase activity.
GACCCUCUGAAUCGAGCGUGAUCGCGCCUGUGUUGAUGUCUGCCGCUGCUGUCCCGUCCAUUUGGUGACAAACCGGGACCAAACUUGAAGCCCCAAGAUGUUUUUGUCAGCUGUUGUUCGCUCUGCAGUGUCGCAGACGGCGAGGCAGGUCAGGAGUUUGCAUCGCUCUGCUGCGCGCGCUGGAGCUGGUGGCAUCUUUGUGCACAGAGAUACUCCUGACAACAACCCAGAUACUCCCUUUGAGUUCACUGAGGAGAACAAAAAGAGGAUUGAGGCGAUCAUUUCUAUGUACCCUAUUGGACACAAGCAAGCAGCCACCAUCCCGGUGCUGGACGUAGCCCAGAGGCAGCACGGAUGGCUGCCCAUCUCCGCCAUGAACAAGGUUGCCGAGGUGCUGGAAAUCGCUCCGAUGAGAGUGUAUGAAGUAGCGACAUUCUACACCAUGUUCCUGCGUCAGCCCGUGGGAAAAUACUUCAUUCAGAUCUGCACAACAACACCCUGCAUGCUCUGCAACUCAGACAGCAUCCUGGAGGCCAUCCAAAACAAACUGGGUAUCAAGGUUGGAGAAACUACUCCAGACAAGAUGUUCACGCUAAUAGAAGUGGAAUGCCUGGGCGCCUGUGUGAAUGCUCCGAUGGUCCAGAUCAAUGACAACUAUUAUGAGGACCUCAUGCCAAAGGACAUUGAGGACAUUAUUGACGAACUCAAAGCAGGCAAAGUCCCACCACCUGGGCCCAGGAACGGACGUUUUUCCUGUGAGCCUGCAGGUGGAUUAACCUCUCUGACAGAGCCGCCUACAGGACCAGGAUUCGGUGUAAGACCGGACCUGUAGACAUUUUUCAGGUCACUAUCUGCUUUUAUCAAAAGCUGUUGUCCCUGAAGCUGAUAUUAUUAUUAACUCAAACAUGUUGUGUAAAUAAAUUGUUCAUAUACCUGUG